CCCCUCCCGGGCACUCCAGCAGCUCUUCCCGGGACGGAGCUGCUGUGGGACGGGGAGAGGCGGCCCUGGGGGGCGGCUUCCUCCCGCCUUCCCUUCCUCGUCCGGCCGCCCGGAGGAGCGGACCAUGGCCCGCGGGCUCGGAGGGCCCUGCGGCUGGGCCGGCGCGGGGGAGCAGUGAGGGGCGCCGGCCGGGGCGAGGCGGGGGGCGGCAGCCUCCGGGGACGCUCCGCCUCGGGCAUGUCCCCGCCGGCAGAGCUCGCCGGAGGGGCCGGCUCCUCCGCUCGGUGUUAAAGCCUCAGGCGGCAGCGGCGGCGUCCCCCAGCCAUGGGGACGGCGUCGUCCCUGGUGAGCCCGGCGGGCGGGGUCGGGGAGCUGAUCGAGGACACGUACGGCGGCGGCGAGGCCUGCGAGAUCCCGGUGGAGGUGAAGCCCAAGGCCCGGCUGCUGCGCAGCUCCCUGCGGCGGGUCGGGGCCUCGCGUCCCGGCGGCCUCAUCGGGGCCAGCUUCAAGUCGACAGCCUCGGUGCAGGAGCUGGAGUGCGUGGCCGAGUACGAGCGCCUGAAGAAGGAGUACGAGAUCUUCCGUGUCAGCAAGAACAACGAGGUGGCCUCCAUGGUCAAGAAGGAGGCCAAACUGGACAGGGAGAACAAGCGGCUGCGGGCCGAGCUGCAGGCACUUCAGAAAACUUACCAGAAGAUACUGAGGGAGAAGGAGAGCGCGUUGGAAGCUAAAUACCAAGCCAUGGAGAGAGCCGCUACUUUUGAACAUGAUCGGGACAAGGUCAAAAGGCAAUUCAAGAUUUUUAGAGAAACUAAGGAAAAUGAGAUUCAGGACUUACUGAGAGCCAAACGAGAGCUAGAAGCAAAACUUCAGAGACUCCAGGCCCAAGGAAUCCAGGUGUUUGAUCCUGAAGAGUCGGAUUCUGACGAUAAUUGUACAGAUGUUACAGCCACUGGGGCACAAUCUGAAUACUGGAAUGGAGGAGCUUUGGGAAGUGAGCCGUCCAUGGGUAGUAUGAUGCAACUUCAGCAGUCUUUCAGAGGGCCUGAAUUUGCUCAUAGCUCUAUAGACGUUGAGGGACCAUUUGCAAAUAUAAACAGAGAUGAUUGGGAUGCUGCUGUUGCCAGUUUAUUGCAAGUUACUCCUCUGUUUUCCCACUCUCUGUGGAGUAACACAGUAAGAUGUUUUAUUAUUAGUACUGAUGAGACUCAACCAGAAGUGGACAUCUUCCUUAGAAACUACUCACCCAAACUUCAAAGACACUGUGAAACAAUGGGCUACUUCUUUCAAGUUGUUCAUUUUUCAACAGAAAAUGAAAGGCCUCUUAAGGAUGUAAGAAAAUGGGAAAUUGAAAAAAGUUCAUUAGUCGUUUUGCUUCUCCAUUUAACUUUGCCAAGUUGUUUGUUGGAAGACUGUGAAGAAGCCUUCUUGAGAAAUCCAGAAGAAAAGCCCCGGCUAAUUUACCACAGAAAGGAGGAUGGCAGAGUCAGUUCAGUCUCGGUGCAACAGUUAAUUGAGCAAAUUUCCUAUGUGAACAAAGCAAAGAUGAUUGAUCACAUCGGAGAUGUGGAGAAAGGAGCAUAUGAAAUCUAUAAUUGUGUGGAAAAGAUAAUUAAACAGGAUAUAUUGGGCUGUGAAACAACAGAAUUAGAAGGCAAGGAUUUGGACAAUAAGGAGGAGUCUACUGCUCCUGAAGAAGAAGUUUUUGGUGAUGUAUUGUGGGAUGCGCAUGAUGAGCAAGAACAGAUGGAAGCUUUUCAGCAGGCCUCUAGUUCAACAUGUGAGCUGGGAUUUGAGAAAUAUUUUGAACGUCUGAAUGAUCUAGUAGCAGCACCAGCACCAAUUCCACCUCUGCUUGUAUCAGGAGGACCAGGCUCUGGGAAAUCUCUCCUUCUGUCAAAAUGGAUUCAAUUGCAGCAAAAGCAUUCACCAAAUACUCUAAUCCUUUAUCACUUUGUUGGAAGGCCCUUGUCUACUAGUUCAGAAUCUGCAUUGAUAAUUAAACGCCUCACUUUAAGGCUUAUGCAACACUCAUGGUUAGUGUCACCUCUAACCUUGGAUCCAGCUAAACUUCUGGAAGAGUUUCCCCGCUGGCUGGAAAAGCUUUCUGCACGUCACCAAGGCAGCAUUAUUAUAAUUAUUGAUUCCAUUGACCAAAUACAGCAAGCUGAGAAGCAUAUGAAAUGGCUGAUAGAUCCACUGCCAGUGAAUGUGAGAGUGAUUGUAUCAGUGAAUGUAGAAACAUGUCCACAGGCUUGGAGGUUGUGGCCCACUCUUCAUCUUGAUCCACUGAAUUCCAAAGAUGUUAAAUCCCUCAUUAGUGCAGAAUGUGACUCUGCAAAUGUUAAAUUAACCAAAGAGCAGGAGAAGAAGCUUGAGAGACAUUGUCGUUCAGCCACAACUUGCAAUGCUUUGUAUGUCACUCUUUUGGGCAAAACCAUUGCUUGUGUUGGAAAUACAGGAAAUGUUGAUGAAACCCUUCAACAGUGUUUUCAGUGUCAAGACACAGUGUCACUGUACAGGCUUGUUCUGAGAUCAAUUCAAGAAUCAUUGCAGAGUGAUAAAGAGAAAGGCCUUUUGAGAGAGAUCCUGUGUGUCAUUGGAGUUAGCCACAAUGGUGUGAGUGAGUCAGAGCUGAUGGAACUUUAUCCUGAACUGUCUUCUGCCGUGUUAGCUUCACUUGUUCACAGCCUGCACAAAAUGUGUUUGCUGACAUAUGGCUGUGGUUUGCUGAAGUUCCAGCACCUCCAGGCCUGGGAGAUGGUGAGACUAGAGUAUAUGGAAGAAGGUGAAAAAGUUAUUUCUACCUAUAGACAAAAACUAGUGGAGUAUUUCACCAUGCAGCUAAGUCAAGACCGAGUGACUUGGAGAAGUGCAGAUGAACUUCCCUGGCUCUUCCAACAGCAGGGUGAUAAGCAAAAGCUACAUAAAUGUCUUUUGAACCUCUUUGUAUCCCAAAACCUUUACAAAAGGGGACAUUUUGCAGAAUUGCUGAGUUACUGGCAGCUGGUUGGGAAAGAUAAGAGCUCUAUGGCAGCUGAGUAUUUUGACUCUCUGAAAGAAUAUGAAAAAAGCUGUGAGGGAGAGGAAAGUAUGAUCUGCCUGGCUGAUCUUUAUGAGACCCUGGGACAGUUUCUUAAGGACCUAGGUCUUCUCAGUCAGGCUGUGGCUCCUCUGCAGCGAUCUCUGGAGAUUCGAGAGACUGCGCUGGAUCCAGACCACCCGAGGGUGGCGCAGUCACUCCACCAGCUAGCAGGAGUUUAUGUUCAGUGGAAGAAGUUUGGAAAUGCUGAACAGUUGUAUAAACAGGCACUGGAAAUCUCUGAAAAUGCUUACGGAGCUGAACAUCCUCGAGUAGCCCGUGAACUUGAUGCACUUGCAACCUUAUACCAAAAGCAGAACAAAUACGAACAAGCUGAACAACUGAGGAAGAAGUCCUUCAAGAUACGCCAGAAAGCAGCAAGGCGGAAAGGCAGUCUGUGUGGCUUUGCUCUCCUGCGUCAAAGAGCCCUGCAAUUGGAAGAGCUCACGUUAGGCAAGGAUACACCAGACAAUGCUCGAACCCUCAAUGAGCUUGGAGUCCUCUAUUACCUGCAGAAUAAUCUUGAGACAGCAGAGCUUUUCCUGAAGCGCUCCUUGGUAAUGAGAGAGAGAGUCCUGGGACCCGACCACCCAGACUGUGCACAGUCUUUGAACAAUCUGGCAGCCUUGUACAAUGAGAAGAAGCACUAUGACAAGGCAGAAGAACUCUACGAAAAAGCUUUGGACAUCAGGAGGAGAGCACUGGCUCCAGAUCAUCCCUCCUUGGCUUAUACGGUGAAACACCUGGCAGUGCUGUACAAAAAGAUGGGAAAACUAGACAAAGCUGUUCCUCUCUAUGAGCUAGCGGUUGAAAUCCGACAGAAAUCAUUUGGCCCAAAACACCCUAGUGUAGCAACUGCUUUGGUGAAUUUGGCUGUCCUUUAUUGUCAGAUGAAAAAGCAGAUUGAAGCUUUACCUCUUUAUGAACGUGCUUUAAAGAUUUAUGAAGACAGCUUUGGUCAAAUGCAUCCUCGUGUGGGAGAAACUCUGAAAAACUUGGCUGUGCUAAGCUAUGAAGGGGGAGACUUUGAGAAGGCAGCUGAACUUUACAAGAGAGCUAUGGAAAUAAAAGAAGCAGAGACUUUGUUGAUAGGUGGAAAAGCAACUUCUCGACACUCAUCAAGUGGAGAUACAUUCAGCUUAAAAAGUGCAUUAUCUCCAAACGUUUUCCUGGAACAUGGACAAAGGUGAUACAAACCAGCUUAAAGAAAAGGCAGUCUCUGUUGCUAUUUUAAAGCAGACAUAAAAUUAUUAAGAAAAUCUAGUUUUCCUAGGAUAAUGUACUAUUUUGGGUCUGACACCUGUCUUCAUGAAUGACAGGGAAAUAAAUGUAAAAACCUGAAAUACUUCCACAUUACUUUUGCAGACUGUAUGGUACAAAGUGAGCUGCUUUCAUUGUAUAUAGAUAUGCAUAUUAGUUAUUAGAUCAAGUUAUAGCUAAUACCAAAAAAUGUGGAUUUGAUACCUCUUACUCUAAGUACCAGGAUUGUAGUAAGUCAAGUUGAACCAAUUGUAUAUACUCUAUAGGGUAGUUCUUAUUUCUGUUGUAGUAGCGUGGCUUAGAGCAUUUGUAUAUUUUUGUUUCAUCAAUCCUUUCUGCCUUUUCAGAUGUUUUUAAAGUUGCUAAAAUGAUGUUAAAUUUGAAAAAGUAAAAAUACCAUUUCAUCCAAAGCUUUACCUGCAGGGCUUUAAGCACACAGAUUCAAGGGACUUGUGCAAAAAUAAUUGGGAAGCUAAAUCUAUCUAAAAUACAUCAUCAUCUACAGUUAAAGCUGUUGUCAGAUUCAACUGUGUUCAAUGAAAGUAAUUCCAAUGGGGAAUCAGAGUGAAGAUGAUUAUGACCUGGUUCUCUGUUGUUAACCCUUUAGCAAUAUGUUCACUAUUUAGUCUCACUGAAUCCAUUAAAAUAAAAGAAUGUCUGUGUUAGCUGGAAAAACCUAAUGGUGCAGAAUAGUUUGCCAUCAAAUAAAGAGAUGGUAGUAAAAUACCUGCUGUAUUUCUUAAUACCCUAGUCAGCUGGAAGAAUCAGUUUGGGGUCUGCCCUCAUUUGGUGCAUAAAUCCAUGAAUCAAUUUAAAUACACAGUAUAAACAGACUGUUCAUAAAAAAACUGAAUGUAAGUGAAAAAAAUAAUAGAAACCUCACUAUAAUGUUUCAGAGGCAACUGAUGUUAAGAUUUAUUUGAUCCAGUUUAAAAAUGCAAAUGGCCUCUACCUCAAAGGGGUACUUACCUUCCACAGUCUUUUUCUCCUUUUAGAGCUAAAUAUAACCCCUCUCAGCGCUUGUUCCAGUUAGAAGGAAUGUAAUAUUUUGGUAAGACUGUAACUUGGCAAAAGAAAAGGCAUAUAAAACUGAUUAAACAAAUACAGAACAACCCAAAUUUUAUUUUUACGAUUAAGAGUUAGUUGGAAAAAACCCUCAAAAAUAGCUCUUGAAAGUAUUACAAUACAGCAACAAGAGUUUACACUUUUUGUAAUAGCUCUCUGGAUAUUUUCCUCUUACUUUAGAAAAUGGAAUGGGUUUUUAAUGCAACAAAAGUUUUUCCACUCUCUUCCAGCCACCUUGAAAACUGGAAAGUUUCUUUGCAUCACUGUCACCAAGAAAGAAGCAAAGGAAAAAAAACAACCACAACCAAAACCAAACACAAAAACCCACGCCAAAAAACAUUUUUUUUUCCCCCAAAACCUCAACCUCAAUAUAUUUCUGGUGCCUACUCUUCUCACACCUGAUAAUUCCAUGUUAUCACUCAUCAGCUGUCUAGCUUGUCACCUCUGGUCUGGUUUUAACCUCUAUAAUCUUGCUCUCCCAAAUAGUUGUCCUUAAUGUAGCUAGCUUAAAUAAGAAGCUACUUUCUAGUUAUUAAGUGUUAAAUCAGACUUUGCCCGUUUAGUGAUUCUCAAUUCUGAAUGGCUGCUAUUCUUUCCUUAAGUGACUUCUCUCCAACCCGUUCAUAUGUUGCACAGUUGCUUUUGGAAGAAAAAUCAGUCCCUAAAAAGCUGCCGAUCCCAGCCAUCUAUGAUCUAUUAGGAGAGAUGGUGAGGAAACAACAGCCUUACUCUGUCUACCUAAGGAAAGCUUUCUACAGCAAUUAAAACAGAACCACAAGUAAUAGUGGAGGGCAUUCAGGCAGCAUGCUGGCCAUAAGCUGAUGCAGAUAUAGUUGUAGCGCUCUUAAGACAGUUGUUCAUGUAUUUGUAGUUGUACCUCCUGGACAUUAGAAGAAAGUUAAUUUGUAAAUCUAGUUUAUGUCAAAUAAUACUUACUAGAACUCCACCUCAAAACACUGUCAGCAGUUUCAAUGGAGAUUUCAUCAUACAUCUCAUUAACAUUCAUGGUACACUGUAAACCCUGAAACCUGCUUGUGUAAAAAGGUUGCCAAAUAGCAAAGCUGGACUGAACCAUUGCAAUAUACUUUGUUGAUAACAAAAAAACAUCAUAAAUCUUCCAUUAGGUUUUACAGUUAGAGUAUAUUAUACUUGUAAAUGUCUUUUUAAUGAAAAAAAAAAGACCCUUAAAGCUGUUUUGAUUGAUGCUGUUUAUUUUGAAAUAAUUUUGACCAUUGGCACAUACGAUCAUCUUAAUGCAUUUUCUAAUUAUUUCAAAUUCUUCUUUGUUGGGGCCCUAGCUGUGCUGAAUGAUUAUGAGAAACUUUAGAUAACAAGAGGAACAGUGAAGGCCAUUCUGUGGGAACUAGUUAGUGAAGGUCAUGUACAGCAGUCGGGUAGUGGGGUAAACAGGAUGGGGGGCUGGACAAAGGGUUUGGAGUCGGGACCAAUCAAAAGGGGAGUGGGGACGUGUAAAUAGUGUGUACUAACCAAUCAAGAGCCUUGCUCUGCCACGUGGACGGCGUACACGCUGCCCCGAGACUACAUAAUCUGCACGCAGCCUAGUAAAUAUGGACUGAACCUACAUCAUCUUGGUGUGUCGUGUUCUUUCCCGGCUUGUCACGGAAACUGGACCCCGGCAUCUGGUGACCCCGACGUGAUAAACGGGGUAGAGGAGCGGAGCCGAAGAAGGGCAAGGAUCCUGCUGCCAGCGGAUUUUUCUGGAAAGCAGGUGCAGGUGGAGGUGUUUGACCCAAGAACACAGGCUUGGCAAGGCCCGCAGGAACUAAUAACCUGGGGUAGGGGCUACGCUUGUGUCGUUACAGGAGCUGAGACGCUUUGGGUUCCCGCCAAAUGGGUCCGUCCGUGGCUGAGAAAGAGCGUUAACAGACUGGAUGAUGACCCCUCAACAGCAGCUGAGCCUAGAGGCCCGACCACGGGAGCAACGCUACCUUGAAUUGACGGCUUGACUGUUUUAAAGACCUUGGACAUUGCAGCCGUAUAGUCCGACGACAGUCAUCAAGACGUGUUGUAAAAAUGUCAUAUGUGUAUUUGUUUAUUGUUGGGACCUUGAGUUGGAGCAUUGGGAGCGGGGAUGAGUUUGAAAGAUUUGUACAGCCUCGGGAAAACGUAUGGGUAACAAUAGCUAAUCGCACCAAUCAGCCAGCCUUUUGUCUGAGUCUAGGUAGCCUGACUGAACCUUUCCGUAUGUGUUUGAUAGGGGUGCCUACGCGGCUGCCCCAGGAGUUUAAAGGAUGGGCUGCAUAACCUAAAGGAAGACAGCUGUGGGCUUGAUGAUCGGUUAAGGUCGCUUGGCAUGGGACCACAGGUAGUUAGUAUUUUGCAUCAGGUUUUAUUAGUAGGUGUGUUUAUACUUAUUAUACUUGUUUGCUUACCUUGUUUAUUGCGAUGCUUACAAAAUAGUAUGCAGAAUAUAGCGAAUGCUGUAUUUGAAAGAAGAGGGGGAGAUGUUGGGGUCCUAGCUGUGCUGAAUGAUUAUGAGAAACUUUAGAUAACAAGAGGAACAGUGAAGGCCAUUCUGAGGGAACUAGUUAGUGAAGGUCAUGUACAGCAGUCAGGUAGUGGGGUAAACAGGAUGGGGGGCUGGACAAAGGGUUUGGAGUCGGGACCAAUCAAAAGGGGAAUGGGGACGUGUAAACAGUGUGUACUAACCAAUCAAGAGCUUUGCUCUGCCACGUGGACGGCGUACACGCUGCCCUGAGACUAUAUAAUCUGCACGCAGCCUAAUAAACAUGGACUGAACCUACAUCAUAUUGGUGUGUCAUGUUCUUUCCCGGCUUGUCACGGAAACUGGACCUCGGCACUUCUUGUAUAUACAAGUUGAAAGUCUGAAAGCAACAUGAAAAACCGUUUUGCAUACUCUGUAAGUGGGCAUACAAAAGUUUAUUAAUUUGGUCAUAAAACUGUAAAUGAAGUAAAAUGGUAAACAGUUGCCUCUUGUAAAGUUGUCAAUCAUGUGAUAGUAGCCAUGUCAGCCAAAGAGUUAAGAGUCAAAAUUAAUGGAGAGCUGUUGUAGAAAUGAGUCAACCAUUUGCCUAAGGAGCUCCAGAGCCAGGCAUGUGCUUCACUUUUAUUGUUCCCAACAGAAUCACACAGAGUCACAGAUGACCUCUGGAGAUCAAGUCCAACCCCAGGAAAGGUAAAGCCACAAAGAAACCUAACACUUAACACUUAAACUGACACAAGCUAACAUAGACUUACUGAUGCAGAUUCAAGUAUUUACUUUUUUUAAUUAUCUCAUUGUUCCUUUCCCUUUUACAGUUCAUUUCUAAAUUCUGGUUUCUCCUCCAAUUUACAAUAUAAUGCCCUACAUACAAAACCCACCCAAAACCUCCCUCACUAGCUUCAGAGAUGAUUUUUAUGUAAAUAAUAUAAUCUAGUGUCAGCUGUGGCGGAAACAGAAUUUAAAGUUUGUAAAUGUUGCUUAGAAAUCAAACAUUUUUAAACUAAGCAUUCAUUCAGCUGCCCUAAGAAACAGAAGCACCUCCACACUAUUACCUUAUUUUUACAUGUUGGUUGGAUACUGCUACUACCAUUACUAGCUGGUUCUGUGUUGGCUGCAUCAUGCUGUGGAAAGGUUUUUUUAACAGCCCAAGUUAGAAAUACUUGCCUUAUACUGCAAAGGUUUGAUAUUUACAUUUUUCUAAGCCAAAUUUAAAUAAUUAUCAAGUUCUGGAUCAGACACCCAGAGUGGUUAAGUUUGAUUCAAAUUCAUGAUUUCAGAUCUGCAGCAUACUGCCAGUACAGGAUGUAGUGAUAAUUUAACUCGUGAGAAUUUAAAAGGUAAUAUGACUGUACUAACAUUAUUUACAAGAAAAAUACAACAGCUCAGCUACUCCACUGAAGGUAUUUGCAACACUAAACACAGUUUAGAGCACCUAGUUUGAGAAGCUUUCCUAUGCAAACUCAAAUUAAGUCUAUUCCUUAAUAUAGUCCAUGUGAUGGGGAUGGAUAAGAAUUCUAGCUAAACUUUUAAUAACAAAAAUACAGUAUUUAGAUUUUCAUGGAGAUAGACAAAAUCUCUUGUUCUUUCCAGUGUUGCUGGAAAUUCUUACAGAUUUUGACAUGCAAAGUAUCUGCCAGCUGAAAUUGUGACAGUUAAUAGCCAGUCUCCUGUUAUAAUUAUUGGCCUUGUUGCAGACUUGGCCUUGUUGCAGCACACUGAAAGCAUUAUCACAUACAGGCAGCUAUUUAAGAACAAGCAGUAAUAAAACACUGAUAAAA
Apus apus (common swift) is the source of this 9649-nucleotide messenger RNA. RefSeq names its product nephrocystin 3 (gene NPHP3). The transcript is spliced from 28 exons. The coding region runs from base 325 to 4272 and encodes 1315 amino acids. Gene Ontology annotation, molecular function: protein binding. The record is from RefSeq and is a predicted model, not a curated record. Gene Ontology annotation, biological process: determination of left/right symmetry; convergent extension; kidney development. Lineage: Eukaryota; Metazoa; Chordata; Aves; Apodiformes; Apodidae.